Messenger RNA from Anopheles maculipalpis, 1887 nucleotides. RefSeq names its product protein zwilch-like. Gene Ontology annotation, cellular component: RZZ complex. The transcript is spliced from 5 exons. The coding region runs from base 1 to 1887 and encodes 628 amino acids. Lineage: Eukaryota; Metazoa; Arthropoda; Insecta; Diptera; Culicidae. Gene Ontology annotation, biological process: protein localization to kinetochore; mitotic spindle assembly checkpoint signaling. The record is from RefSeq and is a predicted model, not a curated record.
AUGACUGAUUUGGCCAAUGUUUAUCAGCUGUUCCGCAGUAAGUUUGAGGAGAACGACUUUCAGUACUACGCUCCCCCAUCGUACAUACACACACUUACAGAAAGCAACGAAAAGAUCAUAUUCGCCUUCCGAAAGAAUGAAGACCUACCUUCCGAUACCGAUUGGGUGAAGAAAUCACCGAAAAGCAAUCCAUCCAACAGUCUCGAUCUAACCGGUUCUCCGCUGAAGGAUAUAAGCUUUGCUGAUUAUGAUGAUAUCGGUAUGUGCAUUGAAGAAACAAAUGGACUAACGGUGGGAAACCUGUGGGCGCCCGAGGAGGAAGCUUAUGGUCCGCUGGCAACGGAAAAAGCUCGCUCUAUACUGCAGAACUUUAUCAACCUGGAUUGCCGUACGGGACGGGGAAGCAUUUGGACGUUGUGCUGUGGGACCGACACGGACCAGACGGUAUUGCUUCAGCUGGCGAUAAACUCCGCCUCGAACAAUCAGCGUCAGUUUACGCGUGGUGUUGUGCGCUUUGCUGGGAUGCAUGCGAAUGAGAAUAUUUCGUUGGCUCAUCUUAUCGGGUUGCAUCGUGAGCGAGCCGGGGAUGCAAUGAAAUUUAACCCGAAAAUUCAAAUUCAGCAGUGGUGCUCGUUGAGUCCGUACAUAACGAUUCGUUUAAGCUGGAACACGAUGGGUGAAGGUGCUACGUUUGCGGUUGAGAGGAAUGCACGAGUACGUUUGAGCCAGGAGUUCCCGAUUAACAAUGGUGCGUUUAGUCGCAGUUCACGGGCGGAGUACUUCUGGCAGCAACUGCAACGAUUAGCAUUGAUGAGGGAGAAGAUUAUGGAUAUUCGUGCGAACCGAGCGAUUGGCUAUGCACGUAACGAUCUCGGUGGAGUAGACGAGAUGGAUCUGGAGUACGUGAAGCAAAAGGUGUACAACAUUCUGUCAACAUUUUUGGCAGUAGAACCCACCACUUACCAGUCUUCCUCGAUCGCGGACAUGGUUAGACAGGUGCAAAAUCAUAAUCUGACGGAUGUGAUGGAACGGCUGUACGAUGCAUUGACGCUAUGCUCUAACUAUGACGAUCUGAAGGCAGCCAUCGAUUACAUCUUUCAUUUGUCAACCCAUUCUAAUAUUGUGAAUGUCCCUACGAAUGGUACUCGUUUCGCGCAGCUCAUACUAGCGAUGAUCCAGGACCGUCUGGCUAUACCUUCCCUGACCGGAUCGGAACCGUACGAACUGCUGCUGGAGUGUGGUUUUAGCAAGCUCAUGAACGACUAUCGUACGAUCUUUAGCGAGAGUGGUGUGUACGAGUUGGAGUUUGAGAAGCUCUUUCAACCCCAAGUUACUUGUACCCGCAAAUCUCGAUACGCUACCGGAUCGGGACCACAAGCUGACCAUGCCGGUGGUACCCAACGCAGCGCACUUUUGUUUCAACCUACCGUCGAGGAUCGUGGACGCGAAAAGUCCAUCCUUUUGAGCAACUUCGAUGAGGAUGAGGUGAAGAUUCGGCUUAACCGACUGGCGCAGGUACACCUGUUGCUGGAGCAUCUAUUGCUGCUGGAAAGUGUCGUUAACGUACCGUCGAUUUAUGGACGUGUGUGUGAGCUGUAUCUAAACCGGCAACCGUUCAGCUAUGGUGAGGUGUACAAUCGGAAGUCCGAUCUGCUGGAGUUUGAUAUGGAUGAGUUUAUGUUGCUGUGUAAAGCGGAUCAUUUGCUACCGUGCGCAAGGCGCGUUUCAAUGUCGUCGGGUAAUUUGUUGCAGAAGCUGGAAACCGUUUUCUACCAGAACACUAGACCGUUGUUACCGGAGCGGUUUUAUCCACAGUUUGAGUGUAAGGAAGUUGAGAGUAAGAAUGUGUUCUGGUGCUAUGAGUACGAUCGCAUUGAGCGUCUUUGA